CGUAUUUUUAUACGUGCACGUAUUCUCAAACGCACAGUAUUUCGCUCGAAUAGGUAUAAAGUACGUGAGGCUGUCUUUUGUAUGGAUACGCCGGCUGGUAUUUUUAUACAAAUAUAUAGAUAUAAAGGCAGCUACGACACCUUUAAAAAUGGCAGAUUCAAAGCACAGCCAUCGAGUUAAUGCCCUGCCGAUUCUUUCUCAUUGCCACCCAUUGUUAACUGUUGUUCCGAGCCUACGUUUGUAGCUCUAGCAAGUGAACUUCAAGGAUUACAACUGUGACCCGUUUCAACCACACCAAUGGCAUCGACAUCGGGGUUUAAAUUCUACCACUAUGACCCCUCAAUGGUGGCAGCCGUUAUAUUCAUAGCGGUAUUUUUUGCAACGACAUUGCUUCACUGCUACCAGCUUUUACGGACCAGAGCAUGGUUUAUGAUUCCUCUGAUAGUAGGAGGAUUCUUUGAAUGGAUCGGCUAUAUUGGCCGUGCCAUGUCGAGUCAACAGUCCCCAGACUGGACAUUAGGCCCAUACAUCAUGCAAACCCUCCUCCUCCUCGUCGCACCCGCCCUCUUCGCCGCAAGCAUCUACAUGGAGCUGAGCCGAAUCAUCCUCCUCGUCGACGGCGAGUCACACGCCCUAAUAAAGAAGAAGUGGCUCACAAAGAUCUUCGUCUGCGGUGAUGUCGCUUCAUUCCUCAUCCAAGGAGGUGGCGGCGGCAUCCAAGCUUCUGGCACCCCAUCUUCUCUUACAAUUGGCUCCAACCUCGUCGUCGGCGGCCUCUUCGUUCAACUCUUCUUCUUCGGCUGCUUCAUCGCCGUAGCCGUCCACUUCGACGUUGCCAUGCAUAAAGUUCCCACAACCCGUGCUCAGAGCAGCGAUGUGCCCUGGCGCAAACACCUUAUCGCUUUAUAUAUAGCAAGCGUGCUUAUUAUGAUCCGGUCGAUUUUCCGCGUCGUGGAGUACCUGCAAGGCUUCUCGGGGUAUCUGCUGUCGCAUGAGGUCUAUCUGUAUAUAUUCGAUGCGCUAUUGAUGUUUUGCGCUAUAGUCAUUUUCAAUGUCGUGCAUCCCAGCGAGGUGGUGGCGUUGGUGGAGGGAGGGAAGGCCGCGAAGAGGGGGUGGAAGAUGGAGAGGAUCGUGGGGUAUCAGCAGCACCAUCGUAUUGCGUCUAGCAAUUCGGGAAGAGCGUUUGUUUGAUCUUUUGGGGUCUCUGGCAAAGGCGUAGUUGUUUAUACUCAUCUGGCGCUAUUAGAGGUGGCAUAUGUAGAGCGGGAGCAAGGAAGGUUGUUGUGUGUUCGAUAGUUUUCGUGCUUAGAUUAUAGAUUUAUAGACAAUUAUUUUGGUUUUAUCGGAGGACCUGACCC
This is a messenger RNA of Pseudogymnoascus verrucosus, 1358 nucleotides long. RefSeq lists its product as uncharacterized. Gene Ontology annotation, cellular component: membrane. NCBI's taxonomy places the organism in Eukaryota, Fungi, Ascomycota, Leotiomycetes, Thelebolales, Thelebolaceae. The record is from RefSeq and is a predicted model, not a curated record. The transcript is spliced from 3 exons. The coding region runs from base 298 to 1191 and encodes 297 amino acids.